Colletotrichum chrysophilum is the source of this 1116-nucleotide messenger RNA. RefSeq lists its product as uncharacterized. Gene Ontology annotation, molecular function: protein binding. NCBI's taxonomy places the organism in Eukaryota, Fungi, Ascomycota, Sordariomycetes, Glomerellales, Glomerellaceae. The transcript has 2 exons. The coding region runs from base 1 to 1116 and encodes 371 amino acids. The record is from RefSeq and is a predicted model, not a curated record.
AUGCAAUCCGGCAGAGCAGCCUAUUUCAUCACCAAUGACCAAGCCAAUGCCAUUGUCGCUCUGCCGAUUGGAUCAGACGGGCAAUUGUCUGAAGGGACCAUUACCUCCACUCGUGGCUCUGGUAUGUCCUCUGUCAAUGGCAUGACAAAUCAACCAGCUGCGCCUGAUGGGCUGGUCUCUCAGUCUGCUGUAGCAUUAGCUGGAAACUAUCUAUUCACUAUCAAUGCUGGGUCCAAUACUAUUGUCAUGUUCAAGAUCGACCCAGCUAGCCCGACGAAACUCACAAUGAUCGGGCAGCCAGCUACUGUCCCUGGCGAAUUUCCCAACACGGUCGCUGCUUCAGAGAGAAACCACCUCAUUUGCGUUGGGACUACUGGUGCGAAGGCUGGAAUCUCGUGCGCAUCGUUUUCCGACUCUGGCAUGGGCCCAAUGGACAGUCUCCGCGCCAUAACAUUGAAUCAAACUACCCCGCCAGUCGGACCAACCAACACUAUUUCUCAAGUCUUCUUCUCUGACGAUCAGAAAAGCUUGUAUGCUACGGUGAAGGGUGAUCCGGUCAAGAACAACACCGGCUUCUUUGCUUCCUAUCAAGUGGGCCAAAUGGCUGGCCACGCAGCAGUAGCUGAGCAACCACAACGCUCUUCGCCGGCUGGAACAGCUGUUCUAUUCGGAUCAUUCAACAUUCCCGAGUCUAACAACGUGUUUGUCACAGAUGCAUCAUUUGGUGCUGCUGUUUUAUCCGUUGAUCAAAGUUCCAAACUCGCCACGGUCAAGGCGAAGGGUGUCAUUGACGGACAAAAGGCUACCUGCUGGGGCACCUUCUCCAAGGCAUCAAACUCAGCCUUCGUCACGGAUGUGGGUUUAAACAGAGUGGUGGAGAUGUCUUUGACGGAUGCAAGUGUCAAGAACAUCGUCGAUCUCAGCUCUAACGGCGACCAGGGUCUCAUUGAUCUCAAAGCUGCCGGCAACUUCGUCUACGCGCUAGCUCCAGGAAACGGUACCACCAGUGCAGCUGUAAUGGUUCUUGAUACAGUUCAAAAGAAACAAAUACAGCAUCUCCAGUUGCAGAAUAUGGGGGUUGGGAAGAACGCUCAAGGCAUGGCCAUUCUGAUCUGA